AUGGGGCGCCUCAUGAGGGGUCUGAAGCGCAAGGCUUCCGACGCCGGCGACGAAGUGCCAGCAAAGCGCGUGCAGCGCAACUCCCCAACCGACGACCUCGACUCCGAGUUCGAGGUUGACGAUUAUCAACCGUCAGAUGCCUCCGACGUCGAGUCACCUAAUACUCCGCCUGCCGAAGAGGACAUCUUAUCCGAGCCGACUGAGCAGGAGAUAGCGACACGAGCACGAGCGAAUGAGAAGAGACACGAAGCGACACUCAAGCGUUUCGUCGAUCCAACAGCGCUUAAGAUCCUGAAGACAAUAUCGACAAUCAGCAGGAUGAAGUACAAGAGACAACUCCAGCAAAGCCUUGAGACAGUUGACCGAGAGGCGCGCAAGCAGGAUCGUAGGAAGUUGAAGACCAAGUUCCGGGCUGCGGUCAAGAAAGGCUUCAAGGUCUCGAUUCAGCCUGGACAAGUUUACACCUUCCCUUUGCCACAGGUAGAUCACGCACCCAAGGAGCCUCGUGACCCAGAGCAACCAGAGAGGCUAGCUAAGCGCCGCCCUGAGGUUCUCUACAACCGUGAUCCUCAACGCGCGGAAGCUAUCAAAGAUGCCCUCUAUCCACGUCGCAAUGGCAGCGUCAUGGCAGCUAUUCCUAGGGCAUUCGCAGCCAUUGCACGCGAUCCCUGGAUGCCAGAUCACCUCGACCUCGAAGACGUGAAGAAGCCGUACGACCGGCUCUUAUACACUCGAUCCUUGAGGUGUGGCCAGUCCUACCAUAGGUUGCCCGAGGAGUUCACGUUCGACGGCGUGCCGAAGACCAAGCCAAGCUCGUCGAAGUACUUCUCUCUCAACGAGGAUACGCACCUUGCAACGGGAAAGAAGAGGAAACAACGUGCGGAUGAAGACCUUGAUACCGUUGAGGGCGCUCGUCGUGACCGACCUAUCCGGUCCCUCGCCGCAGCUCACUCUUCACCAGUCUCUGCUAGCAGCGAGCCUAUCGCUACUCGCUCAUUGCCCAGUGCCAUGUCUGAUACAGCUGAAGACCAGGUGUCAGCACCCCAGUCUCCAGUCACUACCUCGUUGGCUCCAAUUCCAGCUCCAGUUCAAUCCCCUGCAACAACUCCUGUUGCACCAACUGGUGCUACUCAACCGACUGAGACUGAGGCCACGCAUCCAGGACCACGCAGCCGCCGCAGGCAGAGGGAGUCUGAUGAGGACAUUCCCCAAUCUUCAAACCCAAAGAAGAUUGCUAAGCUCACAAAGCUCUUUGCACGCACCGAGGCUGUGAAGCACAGGAACCCCUCCACGACUGUUUCUGCUAGCAUGGGACCUCCUGCUGUUAGGCCAGACGACUCCACCCGGUUCAAACCCUCCCAACCCAUCAAGCGGCCUCGGCCGGAAGAAGAAACCGACGCACAACCAGCCAAGCGCGUUAGGACUUCUCCUGUCCGGCAGCCAGAGGAGGACGUCGAGACUCCCUAUACCUGGGAGCCACAGAAUCGCGUAAAGACGUUCAGCGCCACGCAGCACGAGAAGCGCGUUAAGGCUGCAUUGGCCGAACAGCGUGGGAAGGAAAAUAUCCCCGUUGCUCAGCAAGAGAAGCAGACCAAGACUGGAUCGGUCAUUAAGCCAGUCAAGCAGAAGACUGCUCAGCGUCUCGAAAAGGCCUCUCAGCAACCGAGCAAAAAGCGCGCUCAACCAGAAGAAGACACCUCCACUCGAUCUUCGAAGCGCAAUAAACCUGCCACCGCCUCGUCUGGGCCCCCGGAGAACCGCUAUGGACUCUCCGAGAACAAGUUCUCUAAGAGCCGCGCUCCCAAGUGA
Molecule: messenger RNA, 1809 nt
Organism: Didymosphaeria variabile
Lineage: Eukaryota; Fungi; Ascomycota; Dothideomycetes; Pleosporales; Didymosphaeriaceae
Exons: 4
Coding region: 1-1809 (602 amino acids)
Source: RefSeq, a predicted model, not a curated record